Sinocyclocheilus rhinocerous is the source of this 1738-nucleotide messenger RNA. Its product is annotated as whirlin-like. Gene Ontology annotation, cellular component: stereocilia ankle link complex; plasma membrane; stereocilium tip. Lineage: Eukaryota; Metazoa; Chordata; Actinopteri; Cypriniformes; Cyprinidae. Gene Ontology annotation, biological process: sensory perception of sound; auditory receptor cell stereocilium organization. The record is from RefSeq and is a predicted model, not a curated record. The transcript has 3 exons. Gene Ontology annotation, molecular function: protein binding. The annotation marks the transcript as partial.
UUCAAUUGAUUAACGUCAAUAGCCUGGUGGGCCUUGAACAUUAAAAAUAGCUCACGCACAGGAAAAAUGUGGUUUAGUUUGUCCAAAUGCGUUCCUCACAGUUGUUUGUUCCUAAGCAACAGAGGCGCCUCGCGCGUGCGUCAUUUCCUCCAGAGCGCCGGGUCGGUAUCUCAUUACGGACUCAGUAGUAGCGACAAGCAAUCCGAGCGAGCCACACUGACCAGACGCGCUGCUCUUCUGAGCGCAGCUGGCAAACUUUAAACGUUCUUGCUGUGUUUUAGUUUCUUUCUCGGAGCCGGACGCGUCUCUCCACCCGUUUCUCAUCGCACAGUGUGUUACCAAAAGGAUUAAAGUCACUAUAACGGACGUCAAAUCCUCGCGGGACUUAAUUCGGGUUUGUUGUUUGCCUUUGGAAGAACAGUGUACUUUUUCCACUAUUCAAAGUGAUUAUUAAACCAAUUUCAUUAAUAAUCAAAAGUUUCGAAACUGCAUUGCACUAGCUAUUCUGCGUUGUUAGUUUGAAGACUCAACUCAGCAUGGCUGCUCUCACCACUGGUUUAACGCACGAAUCGCGGUGCGCUUCUGUUUUUAGCAAGAGGCAGUGACCGUGCUCUGUUCCUAAUGCCUGAUGUGAAAUCCCCCUGUGGUUUUGAGGUGUCCGAGAAUGAGCACGGAUCUGGAGCGCGCUUCUCUCAAGUCGGGCGCGAACUCCCUGGGCUCCGGUGGCCGCGCGCUUUCCGUUAACGUCAAGAAGUUGCACAACGCGCUCAACGUGCUGCUCGACGACUUCGAAAGGGAGCAGUUCAUCCACUGUCUCAACGUUUACCACGCCAAACGCAAUGUCUUUGAUCUCGUGCAGACUCUCAAAGUCAUUCUCAACACACCCAACAAGCGCCAACUCUUACCCAUGCUGCGCCUGGUCAUACCCCGCUCGGACCAGCUGCUGUUCGACCAGUACACAUCGGAAGGGCUUUAUCUGAAGACGGAUCUGCUGGCAGCCAGUGUCAAGCACGAGUGCUCGGAAGACCUCAGCAGCACGAACGCGCAUGCUGGAGCAUCCUCCGUGCACAUUCUGCACGAGUCCGAGCAGACCGGUCCUAGUCACGGAUCCGUGCGCCAGGCUCUGGUUUUCAGCACCGCGGCUGAGGGGACAGCGCCAGCGCAGAUGCAGGAAGCGCCUGAUGAAAUCCGUCAAGUUACGCUGAAAAGGAGCAAGAGCCACGAAGGCCUGGGAUUCAGCAUACGGGGUGGGUCAGAGCAUGGAGUUGGCAUCUAUGUGUCUUUGGUGGAGCCGGGAUCAUCCGCUGAGAGAGAGGGGCUCAGAGUUGGAGACCAGAUCAUGCAAGUCAAUAACAUGGUGUUUGACCGAGUCACUCAUGGAGAGGCAGUAAAGGUAUUGAAAGGCUCUAAGAAGCUCUCCAUGUCGGUCUGUUCUAUGGGACGGAUCCCAGGUGGUUACGUGACCAAUCAUGUGUACACAUGGGUGGACCCUCAGGGCCGCAGUGUGUCCCCACCACCAGACUUGCUGGAGCAGCAUGGCUCAGGAGGAAGACACUCGGACAUCCAGCAACAUGGCCACACACACAUUCGGCACGAGGGUGCUGAGAAGAAGGUGAAUAUCUCACUGGAUGAUGGGCGAUCUCUGGGUUUGAUGAUCCGUGGAGGUGCUGAGUAUGCUCUGGGCAUUUAUAUCACCGGAGUGGACCGAGGGUCUGCUGCAGAGUACAGCGGACUAAAG